AUGCACCAAGAUAAUAUGAAGAUUACUGGCUCACACAUGUCUGCUAGUACGCCAUCUCAAUGGCCAUUUUUGACUGGUGUUGAUGUUCGCUUCUUUAUGGAAGGUGAAGAACUAAUAUUAUGCCAGGGAAAUGUAUUUUCAUAUUAUUUCGGAUUGAUCGGACUUGUAAUGUGCUUGAUUUUGUACAAAUCUAGAAAUUAUUUGACAAAUAUGAUUUGGGUUGUUGGAUGGUGCUUCUCAUGCUUUCCAUUUUAUUUGAUACCACGAGUAAUGUUCCUUUAUCAUUACUUAAUACCAAUGAUGCUUGGUUGUUGUGCAUUUGGAGCAUCAUUAGAGCUGUUUCCUCCAAAAAUAAAAGGUAUUACUGCUUCUUGUGCAAUUAUCCUCACCGCGUUUGGAUUUUGGCUUUGGGUUCCUUUAGUCACAGGAAAGUAUAGAAGAGAUAAUGAAUUAAUGUUUUGGAACCCAAAGCGGCUGAAUGUGACUAGUAACAGCUCAAAUUCAUCACUUAGUUAG
This is a messenger RNA of Trichomonas vaginalis G3, 516 nucleotides long. Its product is annotated as dolichyl-phosphate-mannose-protein mannosyltransferase protein. The coding region runs from base 1 to 516 and encodes 171 amino acids. The record is from RefSeq and is a predicted model, not a curated record. The transcript has a single exon. Gene Ontology annotation, biological process: protein O-linked glycosylation via mannose. NCBI's taxonomy places the organism in Eukaryota, Parabasalia, Trichomonadida, Trichomonadidae. Gene Ontology annotation, molecular function: dolichyl-phosphate-mannose-protein mannosyltransferase activity.